Molecule: messenger RNA, 880 nt
Organism: Dermacentor albipictus
Lineage: Eukaryota; Metazoa; Arthropoda; Arachnida; Ixodida; Ixodidae
Source: RefSeq, a predicted model, not a curated record
GAUAGUCAUCAGCUUCUGACUCAUCAAUCUAAAACUUAAUCACGUCAUUGGAGUUUCACCUUCUGAUAUUAGCGUCAGCAGCGUGGAAGACACAAAAAAGUCUGCAAGGCAAUCGGUGAUGGUGUGCCUCAAUAAGUGCUGCUGUGAAAGUCACGCGCUGCCUUUUCGCGACUGUUAACGUAGAAUGAUGCACUGUAUCUUCGUGGUAUUCUUCAUUGGUCAUGCUACAGGAACCUUUGACUACAGCGGCAGAGCCACGUUGAAUGAUGUCAAGGCUUUCUUCAACACCCCGGAAAAGCUCCUUCUGCUCCGAAGAAGCUAUUCUCGUUUGAUUGAGAAGUUUGAUCCCAUAUGCAUAUACAGCAGGAAAACUACUGUGACAGAUACGCACAUUGCACUGAUCGAACAAUUUGAUUAUGGCGAUCGAAGCAGCAAACUUCAUUGUACUGCGUACCGUGUUUACAUGGAGAUGUCAAAGAAGAAAGGAAUGGACGUCGCACCACUGCUGAAGGCAGCAAAAGUUGAUGUACCGUGGUGCCCUUUUACUGCGGUAGAGGCAAGUUCUGGCACCACAACUUAUAAGCAAGGGUACAAGAAUGGGAGAAAUUACACUUUCGAAUACUAUGACUCCACAGACAAGUGCGCUGUGAUUACGUUCUCAGACAAAGAAUGUGAAAUAAAAUGUGAAUUGCACGUUUGGGAAAACUACACUGAUUCGAAAAUGACGAAUUGCGUCAGAGAAUAUGAAUACUUGUGCAGACAUCGCACUAAGUACACCCCUUAUGAGAGUAAUAUUUGUACUUGGGAUAAGAGUCGUUAUGACACGCCAUCUGUGUUCAUUCCUUAUUUACCCACUGGGAAGUGAUGCGAACGUUUGUUG